AAGCAAUGUUUGGUGCCAUGUGGAAGGUGAUCGUUCCAUUGAUCCUGUUUAUGGUCGGCCCUGGUGAUGGGCUUUUUCGCUCCAUAUACCGAACUGCCCGUGUCUCCAUGCCAUUCAUGGGAAAUGCAGGACAGCCUCUAUUCCUUACUCCAUACAUCGAGGCCGGGAAUAUCAAGAAGGGGCAAGAGAAGAGCAUAGUCAGUCCGUUCCCUGGAAUGAACUUGAAGAGUUAUUCUGGCUACAUCACGGUGAACAAGACUUACAAUAGCAAUCUCUUCUUCUGGUUCUUUCCGGCUCGGAUACAGCCUGAGGAUGCCCCAGUAGUCCUCUGGCUUCAGGGUGGUCCUGGAGGUUCAUCCUUGUUUGGACUCUUUGUAGAACACGGGCCUUACGUUAUAACAAACAACAUGACUGUUCGUUCCCGAGACUUCCCUUGGACCACUACCCUUUCCAUGCUUUACAUUGAUAAUCCAGUGGGCACAGGCUUCAGUUUCACUGAUACUGCCGAGGGAUACGCCGUCAAUGAGGAUAAUGUUGCCCAAGACUUGUAUAGCGCGCUGGUUCAGUUUUUCCAUUUGUUCCCUGAGUAUGCGAAGAAUGACUUUUACGUCACCGGGGAGUCUUACGCAGGGAAAUAUGUCCCGGCCAUAGCACACUAUAUCCACUCCUUCAAUCCCUUGAGGCUGUUCAAGAUCCGCCUGAAAGGAAUCGCUAUCGGAGAUGCUUACUCUGACCCUGAAUCGAUUAUAGGAGGGUAUGCAACAUUCAUGUACGAAAUUGGCCUGUUGGAUGAACAGCAGAAGAAGCAUUUCCAGAAGCAGUGUAACAAGUGCAUAGAGUUCAUCAAAGAGCAGAAGUGGAUGCUGGCCUUUGAAAUCCUGGAUAAGCUGCUGGAUGGAGACCUAACAAAUGAUCUGUCUUACUUCCAGAAUGUGACAGGAUGCACCAAUUACUACAACAUCUUGCAGUGCACGGAACCUGAGGACCAAGGUUACUAUGGGAAAUUCUUGUCACUCCCGCAAGUGAGACAAGCCAUCCACGUGGGGAACAGGACCUUCAGUGACGGUGCCGAGGUUGAGAAGUACCUGCGAGAGGACACAGUGCAGUCAGUGAAGCCCUGGCUAGCUGAGAUCAUGAAUAACUACAAGGUUCUGCUCUACAAUGGCCAACUGGAUAUCAUUGUGGCAGCUGCCCUGACAGAGCGUUCCUUGAUGGCCAUGGAGUGGAAUGGAUCCAAGGAAUACAAAAAGGCUCAAAAGAAAAUUUGGAAGAUAUUCACCUCUGAUAAUGAAGUGGCUGGUUACGUGCGGCAAGCGGAUAAAUUCCACCAGGUAAUUGUCCGAGGUGGAGGACACAUUUUGCCCUAUGACCAACCGCUGAGAUCUUUUGAUCUGAUCAAUCGUUUCAUCUUUGACAGAGGAUGGGAACCUUAUAAUUCAUAAACUACUUUCCUGAAACACUUAGGAUUUUUAAUCACAAAAUUUAAAAAAAAAAAAACUGAAGAUGUCACGUAAAUAAGAAAUGUAUCUUUUUAUGUUUUCAAGGUAUUUCUUAUCAAUGAACGUUUCCCUCAAACACAAUGACCUAUUGAGUGGAGGUUAUGGUUCAUUAUCAUGCCUGAAUGAGAAACGCAUGUCUAGAUUGAGGGGAUGGAAAGAACGGGUUCUGAGGCACUGAUGGAACAUCUAAUCCCCUCCAGGACAGAAAGUGCAAUAAAUCAAUAGACUGAUGACAUCAUCUGGUUCUGUAAACAAUAAAAGCUUACCUCUCAUGACACACCUGUACUGGUGACUCUCUACUGUUGCUCUGACCAAGAUUCUUGGCAGAAAUAACGAAGAGAGGGAAGAUUAACUUUGACUGGUGUCUUCAGCCCAUCUCAGCAGGAAAGAUGCAGGAGUGGGCAGAGAGGCCGUUCAUAUAGUGCCAGGAAGCAGAGUGAGGAUAAAGCUGGGCUGGUUUGUACCUUCAGAGGUCAUCUCUGAGUCCUCGUGGCUGGGCCCCACAUCCCACAUUCCACAGCCUCCAGAAACAAUUCCACCGCCCAAGAAAUAACUGUUCACAACAUGAGCCUAAAGGCUCAUACUGCAGCAGCCUCUGAUGAUGCUGGUGCAUAUUCCUGGAAAAACAGCUGAACAAUUCAUCCCAAAGGGGAGUUUGGAGGCAUAACAGUCUCAGGAAGGGAUUUUUCAACACAUGAAGUCUCAACAUAGAAAGUAUCUGGUAAUUCUAAGAAACGGGAACCUAACUCCCAGGAAGCCAAGGAGCUGAUGCUGAGAGCAAACUCAAUUCUUCCUUUUCUUUUUGGAGUUUGUUGGUUUGAUUGAGUUGUACACGUUCAGCAGACAGUCUGUAAGUCACAUCAGAUGAGUCAUUUUAAAUCUGAGUUUUAAAUUCUCUGCUUCCUGUAAUUAAAUAAUUUUACGUCAUUGUUGAAAUUAAAAUUUGAGCUAAU
Molecule: messenger RNA, 2452 nt
Organism: Meriones unguiculatus (Mongolian gerbil)
Lineage: Eukaryota; Metazoa; Chordata; Mammalia; Rodentia; Muridae
Gene: Cpvl
Product: carboxypeptidase vitellogenic like
Exons: 12
Coding region: 6-1442 (478 amino acids)
Biological process (GO): proteolysis
Molecular function (GO): serine-type carboxypeptidase activity
Source: RefSeq, a predicted model, not a curated record